CCACCCAAAAAGCAAGACGCGGGGUUUUUUGAAAGUGCGCAGCUGAAGUAGAAACGGUUGAUCGGAGUUUGUAUUGUUUAUUGGAAAAAAAGGUGUGAUUUUCGCGUUUAAACAGUGGUUUUGUUGUGUUAAUUUGUGCUCUGGAUUGCCGGUAAUCUUGUGAUCAUGUCCAAGAUACCGAAACCGUCGUUUCUCAAGAAACCAACGGAAAGCUUGCCCGGGAACGCCCGGCUGCCGCUGACUGAUUUGAUGAACGUCCCGAUGGAACUGGAUUACCACGGAAAGCGGGUGGCUUCGCCGGAACUGGUUAACGCCGCCCUGCUGAACAGGACCAAGUUGCGCCGCAGUCGCUCGGCAACGGAUCUCAGCAGGCCGAACUUUCACCGAGCAAAGUUCGUUCCUAACCUGGAGACGAUCGCCGCAGCCAAGAAGGAUCUGCUCGCGACGGCCGUUCCGGCGGUGCCCAAGUUCAACAAUCACCAGGUGCGCGAGCUGCAGAGACCGGGCACGCUGCGCAAGAGCCUCUCGACCAGCGAUCUCCGGAUGAAGCCUGGGCCUUCCGGUGUUGGCAGCAAUAACAGCAACAGCAGCACGCAAUUUAAAAGACAGCUGUCAACGGUGACCACGGCGACGACUGUUAUUCCGACAAAGGCCACUAAGAUCGCAGGGGGAACAAGUGCCACGGGGAAGGUGUUUGGGACGACGGUGAAACCGGCUGCUACUGCUAUGAGGAAACCGCUUGCGCCGUCAGCCAUCGGCAAGUCUAAGGUGCAGGGCGGGUUGGCUGCCGCUAGGAACGUUUCGGCAAAUUCCAGUGUAAACAGCAAUAAAUCUUCGGUAUCGUCGGGGGGAGCAGGGAAGAAGGUGGCCGUCAAGCGGAUUCCACCGUACGAUUACAAGGCGCGGUUCAAUGACCUGCUGGAGAAGCAUCAGGUGCUGAAGGACAAGCUGGAGAGUCUACGACAGAUCAACUCGGACCUGGAGUCGCUGCCACAAAAGUACGACGAUUGUCUGCACGAGUUGAACAAGCUGAAACGAGAACAUCAACAGCUGCAGGAGGAUCACCGGACGGCGUCCAUGGAAAACGACGAUUUAAAGCUUAAGAAUGUGUCCCUCUCGUCGAAUCUCAAGGAAACUGAAGCGGAACUGCAAUCGCUCAAGAGGCAGUACACGGAGGCGGACUCGGAACGGCGGCAGCUGCGCGAACUCCUCAAAACUCUUCAGGAAACGACAGCACAGCAGGAGCAACGGAUCGCAUUUCUCCAAGAGGACAACGAAAAGAAGGGUGAAAUGUUGUUCAAGGCGAACCUCGAGCGUAAAGAUCUGCACAACGCCGUCAUGGAUCUACGGGGAAACAUUCGUGUAUUUUGUCGAGUCAGGCCACCUCUUCCGUCGGAAGAGGACCGGCUGGAGUGCGCCUGGAAGUAUUUGGACGAAUCGUCGCUGGAGAUUGGCGCCACCGAUGGAAGCAACAAGCGCAUGGAGUUCAGCUUCGAUCACGUGUUUCACUCGCGAACGCCGCAGGAGGACAUCUUCGAGAAUGUGGCCCCGCUGAUUCAGUCCGCGCUCGACGGCUACAAUGUGUGCAUUUUUGCGUACGGACAGACCGGUAGCGGGAAAACGUACACCAUGGACGGAGUGUCGACGAGUUUGGGCGUGAUUCCGCGGACGGUGGAUCUGAUUUUCGACUCCGUUGAGCAGUACAAGCGACUUGGGUGGGAGUAUGAGCUUCGCGUCACAUUUUUGGAAAUUUACAACGAAAUUCUGUACGAUCUGCUGGACUCUUCCGGGACGACAAAAGAGCUGGAAAUUCGCAUGGCCAACGCAAAGAACAAAACCGAAGUUUACGUGUCGAACAUCAUCGAGGAAACGGUCCACACCAAGAGCCAGCUGCGCCAGCUGAUGCAGAUUGCCAGCUCUAACCGGGCGACGGCGGCCACCGCCGGAAACGAGCGCUCGUCCCGUUCACACGCGGUCACCAAAAUCAAACUGCUCGGCACGCACCAGGAAAAGGGCGAACUGAGCGCCGGUUCCGUAAACCUCGUCGAUCUAGCCGGUUCGGAAAGCCCCAAAACCAGCACCCGGAUGGACGAAACAAAGAACAUCAACCGAUCGCUCAGUGAGCUGAGCAACGUCAUUCUGGCGCUGGUGCAAAAGAACGAACACAUUCCGUACCGGAACUCGAAGCUGACGCACCUGCUGAUGCCGAGCCUCGGCGGAAACUCCAAGACGCUCAUGUUCGUCAACGUGGCCCCCUUUCAGGACUGCUUCAACGAGACGGUCAAGUCGCUCCGGUUCGCCUCGCAGGUCAACUCGUGCAAGCUGCAGAAGGCGCGCAAGAACAAGGUGCUCAACAGCUCGAGCGCGUUCUGAGCGACCUGGUUUAACUUUAUUAUUUUUAUUUUUUGUUACGAACGCUAACCAGUUUUAUGAAAACACAACACGUAAGAAAAAUCUUUCCAUCGUA
Messenger RNA from Culex pipiens pallens (northern house mosquito), 2467 nucleotides. RefSeq names its product protein claret segregational. Gene Ontology annotation, biological process: microtubule-based movement. The coding region runs from base 166 to 2373 and encodes 735 amino acids. The record is from RefSeq and is a predicted model, not a curated record. Lineage: Eukaryota; Metazoa; Arthropoda; Insecta; Diptera; Culicidae. The transcript has 3 exons. Gene Ontology annotation, molecular function: ATP binding; microtubule binding; microtubule motor activity.